Stegostoma tigrinum is the source of this 8352-nucleotide messenger RNA. RefSeq names its product mechanistic target of rapamycin kinase (gene mtor). Lineage: Eukaryota; Metazoa; Chordata; Chondrichthyes; Orectolobiformes; Stegostomatidae. Gene Ontology annotation, biological process: TOR signaling; negative regulation of macroautophagy; protein phosphorylation. The record is from RefSeq and is a predicted model, not a curated record. The transcript is spliced from 60 exons. Gene Ontology annotation, cellular component: nucleus; TORC2 complex; TORC1 complex. The coding region runs from base 257 to 7879 and encodes 2540 amino acids. Gene Ontology annotation, molecular function: protein-containing complex binding; protein serine/threonine kinase activity; protein binding.
AUUUUAUUUCCUUUCAAUAUGGCAGCUUAUAUGGAGUAGAAUUGUCAAUUUACUUUGAAGUGAAGAAUUUAUGCUUUAUUUAUUGUAAUACAACAAGAGAUUCGUUACCUUCACUUUUGACUCUGACGUCAUUCAAGGUAAUUGAUUUGGAAAUCUAAUGAGUGGAAAUCAAGAGAAUGAGCAACUCUGUUUCAUAGGCAAAAUAACUAAUUCUCUCUUCAACCCAUGGAAAGGCUAAGAAUCUGGUGCUGUCGAUAUGAAUGCAGUCACCAAGUCUAUAAGCAUCUGCAGAAUCUGUAGUUAUUUAGAUUACGCCAUGUCAGGAGUGGGAUCUGUCCUUCAGCAGUUUGUCAGUGGCUUGAAGAGUCGCAGCGAAGAGACCCGGGCUAAAGCUGCUAAGGACCUGCAGCAUUAUGUCACCACUGAACUUCGAGAGGUCAACCAAGAGGAAGUCACUUCAUUCUAUGAUGAACUGAACCAUCAUAUUUUUGAACUUGUUUCCAGUUCCGAUGUGAACGAAAGGAAAGGCGGAAUCCUGGCAAUUGUGAGUCUGAUUGGAGUUGAAGGAGGAAAUGCCACCCGAAUUACACGCUUUGCCAAUUAUUUACGUAAUCUGCUCCCAUCCAGUGAUCCUGUUGUUAUGGAAAUGGCUUCAAAAGCCAUGGGCCGUCUUUCCAUGGCUGGUGAUACCUUUACAGCUGAAUAUGUUGAAUUUGAAGUCAAACGUGCACUUGAAUGGCUAGGAGCAGAUCGUAAUGAGGGGAGACGUCAUGCUGCUGUUCUGGUGUUGCGGGAAUUGGCUGUUAGUGCACCUACGUUUUUCUUCCAACAAGUGCAGGCCUUUUUUGACAAUAUAUUUUAUGCAGUCUGGGACUCGAAGCAGGCCAUAAGGGAAGGCGCUGUUGCUGCCUUGCGUGCGUGUCUGAUUCUUACGACUCAGAGGGAGACCAAAGAAAUGCAGAAGCCCCAGUGGUACAGGCAAACCUUUGAAGAGGCAGAGAAGGGUUUCGAUGAGACCUUGGCUAAAGAGAAAGGCAUGAAUCGUGAUGAUCGUAUACAUGGUGCUUUACUUAUUCUAAAUGAACUGAUCCGAAUCAGCAGCAUGGAGGGAGAGCGCUUGCGUGAAGAGAUGGAGGACAUUACCCAACAGCAAUUAGUACAUGAUAAGUACUGCAAGGAGUUGAUGGGAUUUGGGGCUAAACCCCGUCACAUUACAUCCUUCACAAGUUUCCAGUCUGCACAGCCCCAACAAUCAAAUGCUCUCCUUGGACUUCUCGGAUACAGUACACCACAGGGCAUUACGGUAUUUGGAACAACACCGGCUCCAUCUAAACCAACUUUGGUGGAAAGCAGAUACUGCCGUGAAUACAUGGAAGUGCGAUUUGAACAGGUGACUCGUUGGGUCUUGAAGUAUCGUAGUAGUAAGAAUCCAUUGAUUCAAAUGGCAAUCUUAAACCUGAUUCCUCGACUUGCUGCUUUCCAGCCCCAUUUAUUCACAGGUGAGCCAAUAAAAGAGCAACACCUACUUGACUCUGUGAAUCAUCUACUUGGAUGCCUUAAGAAAGAAAAGGAACGUGCUGCUGCAUUCCAGGCACUGGGUCUACUGGUGGUCGCUGUAAGAGUGGAAAUUAAUCCAUAUCUGCAGAGGAUCCUGGAAAUUUUAAAAGGAGCUCUCCCACCGAAGGACUUUGCACACAAGAGGCAAAAGGCUGUUCAGGUGGAUGCAACAGUGUUUACUUGUAUCUGUAUGAUCGCUAGAGCCAUAGGGCCAGCGAUCCAGCAAGAUAUUAAAGAACUAUUAGAGCAGAUGCUUGCUGUUGGACUCAGCCCUGCCCUGACUGCUGUGCUACAUGAUCUAAGUCGACAAAUACCGCAACUGAAGAAGGAUAUCCAGGAUGGCUUACUGAAAAUGUUGUCACUGGUAUUGAUGCAUAAACCUCUUCGACAUCCAGGCAUGCCCAAAAGCCUAGCCCAUCAGCUUGCACCCCCUAGUUUGACUAAUAUUCCUGAAGCAAGUGAUGUUGGAUGCAUAACUCUUGCUCUCCGCACCUUGGGCAACUUUGAAUUUGAAGGUCACUCACUCACCCAGUUUGUCAGGCACUGUGCGGACCAUUUCCUUAACAGUGAGCACAAAGAGAUUCGAAUGGAAGCAGCUCGAACUUGUUCACGACUGUUAACUCCAUCAGUCCAUCUCAUCAGUGGACAUGGGCAUGUUGUCAGCCAGACAGCUGUUCAGGUUGUGGCAGAUGUACUUAGUAAACUCCUUGUUGUUGGAAUUACUGAUCCAGAUCCUGAUAUUCGUUACUGUGUGCUGGCCUCUUUGGAUGAACGAUUUGAUGCUCAUUUAGCCCAGGCUGAGAACCUGCAAGCUCUUUUUGUGGCAUUGAAUGACGAAGUGUUUGAAAUUCGAGAGCUUGCCAUCUGCACUAUCGGCAGACUGAGCAGCAUGAAUCCUGCAUUUGUUAUGCCUUUUCUUCGCAAAAUGCUGAUACAGAUUUUAACUGAGCUAGAACACAGUGGAGUAGGUCGAAACAAAGAGCAAAGUGCCCGAAUGCUGGGCCACUUGGUUUCAAAUGCUCCCCGCCUUAUCCGCCCGUACAUGGAACCUAUUCUCAAGGCUUUAAUCUUAAAAUUGAAGGAUCAUGAUCCAAACCCUGGUGUAAUUGUCAGUGUUCUGGCUACUAUAGGUGAACUUGCCCAGGUGAGUGGACUGGAAAUGCGAAAAUGGAUGGAUGAACUAUUUCCUAUCAUCAUGGACAUGCUCCAGGACUCCUCUUCACUUGCCAAAAGACAGGUGGCGCUGUGGACCUUGGGACAACAGGUUGCCUGCACAGGAUACGUGGUAGAACCUUACAGGAAAUAUCCAUCUCUUCUUGAAGUUCUACUAAACUUUCUUAAGACUGAACAAAACCAAGGCAUUCGGAGAGAGGCUAUCCGUGUCUUGGGGCUGUUGGGUGCCUUAGAUCCAUACAAGCACAAAGUUAAUAUUGGGAUGAUUGACCAGUCACGAGAUGCCUCUGCUGUCAGUCUGUCGGAAUCUAAAUCAAACCAGGAUUCAGCUGAUUACAGCACUAGUGAAAUGUUGGUGAAUAUGGGGAAUUUACCAUUGGAUGAGUUCUACCCAGCUGUUGCUGUAGUAACCCUCAUGCGUAUCCUGCGAGACACAUCACUCUCAAACCACCAUACAAUGGUUGUUCAGGCGGUCACCUUUAUCUUCAAAUCUCUGGGUUUAAAGUGUGUCCAGUUCCUACCUCAGGUCAUGCCCACUUUCCUGAAUGUCAUUCGAGUCUGUGAUGCCAAUACUCGAGAGUUCUUGUUCCAGCAGCUGGGAAUGCUUGUGUCAUUUGUGAAAAUUCAUAUCCGACCUUACAUGGAUGACAUAUUUGCUUUGAUAAAAGAAUAUUGGACGCCUAGCAACCAAAUGCAGAACACGAUCAUCCUGGUUAUUGAACAGAUUGUUGUGGCUUUAGGAGGAGAGUUUAAACUUUACCUGCCACAACUGAUUCCUCACAUGCUUCGUGUAUUCAUGCAUGACACCAGUUCAGGUCGCAGUGUUACAAUCAAGUUACUAAAUGCAAUACAGCUUUUUGGAGCAAAUCUGGACGACUAUCUGCACCUUUUGCUCCCUCCGAUUGUUAAAUUGUUUGAUGGCCAAGAAGUACCGCUAGGACCUAGAAAGGUUGCCUUGGAAACUCUGGAUCGUCUGACAGAAUCCUUGGACUUCACGGACUAUGCCUCAAGAAUUAUUCAUCCAAUAGUGCGCACACUUGACUGUACUCCCGAAUUGCGUCAGACUGCAAUGGACACACUUUCCUCAUUGGUGUUUCAACUUGGAAAAAAGUAUCAAAUAUUUAUUCCGAUGGUGAACAAGGUGAUGAUGCGGCACAGGAUAAAUCAUCAGCGAUAUGAUGUUUUAAUAUGUCGCAUUGUUAAGGGGUACACCUUAGCUGAAGAGGAGGAAGAUCCUAUUAUUUUUCAGCACCGGACUUCUCGAGGCAAUCAGGGAGACACACUGUCUAGUGGACCAGUGGAAACCGGCCCAAUGAAGAAAUUGCACGUUAGCACUACCAACUUGCAGAAGGCCUGGGGAGCUGCCAGAAGAGUUUCUAAAGAUGACUGGAUGGAAUGGCUGAGGCGAUUAAGUGUGGAACUGCUUAAAGAAUCCCCAUCACCUGCUCUCCGCUCAUGUUGGUCUCUAGCUCAGGCCUAUAAUCCUUUAGCUAGAGACCUGUUUAAUGCAGCUUUCCUAUCAUGUUGGUCAGAACUGCAUGAAGCGCAGCAAGAUGAGCUGAUCAGAAGUAUUGAGCAGGCUUUGACUUCUCAAGACAUCGCCGAGGUCACACAGACGCUUUUGAAUCUUGCAGAAUUCAUGGAACACAGUGACAAGGGCCCUCUACCACUGAGAGAUGAUAAUGGCAUUGUCCUCCUUGGAGAAAGAGCCGCGAAAUGUCGUGCUUAUGCCAAAGCCUUGCAUUAUAAGGAGUUGGAGUUCCAGAAAGGUCCCUGUCCAGCAAUUCUGGAAUCAUUAAUCAGCAUAAACAACAAAUUGCAGCAGCCUGAGGCCGCCGCUGGAGUCCUGGAAUAUGCGAUGAAACACUAUGGGGAGUUAGAGAUCCAAGCGACAUGGUAUGAGAAGCUUCAUGAGUGGGAAGAUGCUUUGGUUGCAUAUGACAAGAAGAUGGAUAUGAACAAGGAUGAUCCAGAGCUUGUCCUUGGAAGAAUGCGCUGCUUAGAGGCACUUGGUGAAUGGGGCCAGCUGCAUCAGCAGUGUUGUGAAAAAUGGACAAUGGUGUGUGAAGACACUCAAGCAAAAAUGGCAAGAAUGGCAGCUGCAGCUGCAUGGGGACUAGGUCAUUGGGACAGUAUGGAGGAGUAUGCUUGUAUGAUUCCAAGAGAUACUCAUGAUGGCGCCUUCUACAGAGCUGUGUUAGCAUUACACCAGGACCUCUUCUCCUUAGCCCAGCAGUGCAUUGACAAGGCAAGAGACUUGCUGGAUACAGAGCUGACUGCUAUGGCUGGAGAGAGCUACAGCCGUGCCUAUGGGGCCAUGGUUUCCUGUCAGAUGCUGUCAGAACUGGAAGAGGUAAUCCAAUAUAAAUUGGUUCCAGAGAGGAGGGAGAUCAUCAGACAAACCUGGUGGGAACGACUUCAGGGCUGUCAGCAGAUAGUAGAAGACUGGCAACGAAUCCUAAUGGUUCGCUCCCUUGUCAUUGGUCCACAUGAAGAUAUGAGGACUUGGUUAAAGUAUGCAAGUCUCUGUGGCAAGAAUGGACGUUUGGCUCUUGCUCAUAAGACCCUGGUACAGCUGCUUGGUGUAGAUCCUUCAAAGCACCUUGAUCAACCUCUGUCCACAGUUCACCCCCAUGUCACCUAUGCUUACAUGAAGUACAUGUGGAAGAGUACCCGCAAGAUUGAGGCUUUCCAACAUAUGCAACACUUUGUCCAGAACAUGCAACAGCAAGCUCAGCAUGCCAUAGCUGCAGAAGAUCAGCAGCACAAACAGGAGCUCCACAAACUAAUGGCACGAUGUUUCCUAAAGCUGGGUGAAUGGCAGCUAAACCUUCAGGGAAUCAAUGAGAGCACCAUUCCCAAAGUCCUUCAGUACUACAGCGCUGCAACAGAACAUGACCGAAACUGGUAUAAAGCAUGGCAUGCCUGGGCUGUGAUGAAUUUUGAGGCUGUCCUCCACUACAAACAUCAGAAUCAAGCUCGCGAUGAGAAAAAGAAAUUGAGACAUGCCAGUGGUGCCAGUGCAAACAGUGAGGCAAGUAACAGCGAAAGUGAGGGUGACAGCAAUGAAAACAGCCCUGUACCAUCACCAGUACAGAAAAAAAUAAAUGAGGAGCUGUCUAAGACAUUGCUGCUGUACACAGUGCCUGCUGUUCAGGGCUUCUUCCGCUCCAUUGCCCUCUCAAGAGGAAACAAUCUGCAAGAUACUCUCAGAGUUCUAACACUGUGGUUUGAUUAUGGACAUUGGCCCGAUGUGAACGAAGCUCUGGUUGAGGGGAUCAAAACUAUUCAGAUUGAUACCUGGCUACAGGUAAUCCCUCAGCUCAUUGCAAGAAUUGAUACACCGCGUGCCUUAGUGGGUCGACUUAUUCACCAGCUUCUGACAGACAUUGGUAGAUACCAUCCACAGGCUCUGAUUUACCCACUCACUGUUGCAUCCAAGUCCACUACUCCUGCUCGCCACACUGCUGCUAAUAAGAUCCUGAAGAAUAUGUGUGAGCAUAGCAACACACUAGUACAACAGGCCAUGAUGGUGAGUGAGGAGCUUAUUCGUGUUGCUAUUCUAUGGCAUGAAAUGUGGCAUGAAGGCUUGGAAGAGGCAUCGAGGCUUUAUUUUGGAGAGCGAAAUGUGAAAGGAAUGUUUGCCGUUCUUGAGCCUCUGCAUGCUAUGAUGGAGCGGGGUCCACAAACUCUAAAAGAAACUUCCUUUAACCAGGCAUAUGGUAGAGACUUAAUGGAGGCUCAAGAAUGGUGUCGAAAGUAUAUGAGGUCAGCCAAUGUGAAGGACCUAACCCAAGCUUGGGACCUCUACUACCAUGUAUUCCGACGCAUUUCAAAGCAGCUUCCACAGCUCACCUCACUUGAACUCCAGUAUGUGUCACCUAAGCUGUUGAUGUGUCGUGACUUAGAAUUGGCAGUGCCAGGAACUUAUGAUCCUAACCAGCCAAUCAUCCGUAUUCAAUCAAUAGCUCCCUCACUUCAGGUUAUAACCUCCAAACAGCGACCAAGGAAGCUGACCAUCAUGGGAAGUAAUAGCCAUGAAUUCAUGUUCUUACUGAAGGGUCAUGAAGAUCUGCGUCAGGAUGAAAGGGUGAUGCAGCUUUUUGGACUGGUGAACACUUUGCUGGCAAAUGACCCAGCAUCUCUUCGGAAGAACCUCAGUAUUCAGAGAUAUGCUGUCAUUCCUCUGUCCACAAACUCUGGCUUAAUUGGCUGGGUCCCACACUGCGACACGCUCCAUGCUCUUAUUCGAGACUACCGAGAGAAGAAAAAGAUUCUGCUGAAUAUCGAGCACCGCAUAAUGCUCAGGAUGGCUCCAGACUAUGAUCACCUCACCCUGAUGCAAAAGGUGGAGGUAUUUGAACAUGCAGUGAAUAACACAGCAGGAGACGAUCUGGCCAAGCUACUGUGGCUGAAAAGUCCCAGCUCUGAGGUGUGGUUUGACCGAAGAACCAACUACACACGCUCCUUAGCUGUGAUGUCAAUGGUGGGUUACAUCCUAGGACUAGGGGAUCGACAUCCAUCCAACCUGAUGCUGGACAGGCUUAGUGGAAAAAUCUUACACAUCGACUUCGGCGACUGUUUUGAGGUUGCUAUGACUAGGGAGAAAUUCCCAGAGAAGAUUCCAUUCAGGCUGACUAGAAUGUUAACCAAUGCCAUGGAGGUAACAGGAUUGGAUGGUAACUAUCGAAUCACAUGUCACACAGUAAUGGAAGUGCUUCGGGAGCACAGAGACAGUGUCAUGGCUGUGCUUGAGGCCUUUGUUUAUGAUCCCUUGUUAAAUUGGAGGCUUAUGGACACAAACAUUAAAGGUAAUAAACGGUCCAGGACAAGGACGGACUCCUACUCAAAUAGUCAAACAGCUGAAUUGCUCGAUGGGGUAGAACUUGGAGAAACUACACAUAAGAAACCAGGUACUACCGUGCCUGAAUCCAUCCAUUCCUUCAUUGGGGAUGGUUUGGUGCAACCUGAGGCCUUGAACAAAAAGGCCAUUCAGAUUAUUAACAGAGUCAGAGACAAGCUCACAGGUCGUGAUUUUGCGCAUGAUGAGACUUUGGAUGUUCCCACUCAGGUAGAGCUGCUAAUUAAACAGGCAACAUCCCACGAGAACCUCUGCCAGUGCUACAUUGGAUGGUGUCCCUUUUGGUGAAGGAAUUUUGGAACCUGCGGACAGCCUCUCAUGUUGAACUUGGAUUCUUGUUAAACAAGCCAUUUUUAAUAUAGCUUCCAAUCUGCCAGAUGUGGUGACUAAACCGUGUAGCCAAACAGAGUAAUUUGGUAGCCUGUAACCUGCAUCCUACAAGGCAGAGCUAACCUUUGAAACGCACAGAUAUGACACCCUAACCUGUGGAAGAUUUCCCAGAACAAGUUAGUGCUUUUCUGGCCACUUUGUGCUGAGCAAAACGUUCUGAGGAUUGAGCUGGUCACCAAGUGCUGACAGACUGAAUAUCACUCAUGUAAAUAACAAGAAUGUUUCUAAUGCUAAACUAAUCACCUGUAGCUGAGCACACCGAAUGAAGUAUAGAGCUUGUAACUACUAUGGAAUGCAUAUGAUUUCUGGCCAGUCUUGGAGACAAUGAACUGUUAUUGUAAAAUACCAAUAAAGAUGUCAAUCUAGAAUUA